CGCCCGCCUUCCUCCAUUAGUUGCGAAGAAAUUCCUCGCUGGUCUCCAUUUCUUUUUUUCAAGUUUCUCAAAAGUUGGAGAGGACCAAGGUCUUCUCAUAUUACGAAAUGGCCUCGUUAAGACAGGUUACGAGGAGCGCACCCUCGUCGGCCUUCUUGAGGUCGCCUGCGCUUGUCGCAUCUUCCUGUGGCAGAUCUCCAGCCUACCGACGGUUACUGUCGAGCGCCGAAAUCUUCAAAUUUCCUACUGGCAAUGUAACGCCACUCACCUCUACUCAACUCCCCUCAGUAUACCUCUCUUCCGUCCGGUCGCCCUUCGUCCCCGAAACCAUAGCUACCUUACAGUUGCGCAACUUCCACCAGACGAGGCAAUGGCUUCAAGAACAACCCCAACAAUCCGCGCAAUCCGCCAAGCCAGAUCCCAAGCCUACGGAGCCGAAAGAAGACUCUGAGAAGGCCGCUUCAGGCGCAGAGUCAGAAGCAAAGGCUGGCUCGGAAGAAGAAGCUAAGAAACAAGAGGAGGAAGGCAAGGAGGGGGGUAAAGAGGAGAAAAAGGAAGACUUGCCUCCUCCACCGCCCCACGGUGAUAAGACACCAUGGCAGGUGUUCAUGGAGACUAUGCAGACUGAGUUCAAAGCUUCGAAGGAGUGGAACGAGUCAACAAAACAGCUCGCCGAUUCAGCCCACUCAUUUACCGAGAGCGAAUCCGUUCGUCGCGCAAGACAAGCAUACGAAAAUACCACUGGCGCAGUUUCGUCGACGGCCGGAAAGGUAUUGAAAACCUCGGCCACUGCGGUCGGGAAGGGCGCCGCAUGGACAUGGGAGACGCCGGUAAUGAAAGGCGUCCGAAAAGGAGCGAAUCUGACCGGCGAUAUCAUCGACAAAGCCACGAAGCCAAUAAGAGAAACCGAGGCAUACAAGAAUGUCAAGAACGUCAUUGAUGAUGGCAGCAGCUCUAGGUAUGGUGGCUGGGUUGAAAAGGAAGAACGAAGAAAAGCCAGGGAACUACGAGAGAAACAAGCUCAGUCUAUUCACGGCAAGGCGGAAGACAUGGUCGAAGAUCCCAAUGCCGGGACAAAUAUCACACUGCACAAAGAUGCUGCUUGGAAGGAGGCCUGGCGGGAUUUCCGAGACCAGAACAAAUUUGUUCAAGGGCUUUUCAAUAUGAAGGAGGUAUAUAACGAGUCCGAGAAUCCCUUAAUAACGACAGCGCGAAGUAUUACCGACCGCGUCGCUGGCUUCUUUGCGGAAAACGAAACCGCGAUGGUUAUUAGGAAGUUCCGCUCUAUGGAUCCUAACUUCCAGAUCGAGCCGUUCUUACAAGAGCUUAGAGAGUACAUUUUACCCGAGGUACUCGACGCUUACGUAAAAGGUGAUACAGAGACUUUGAAGCUUUGGCUCUCAGCCGCUCAGUACUCUGUAUACGAAGCUUUAACUAAACAAUACCUUCAGGCUGGGUUAAAGUCGGACGGCCGAAUUCUCGACAUACGGCAUGUAGAUAUCCUAAAAGCCCGUAUGCUCGAACCAGGCGAGAUCCCGGUCUUCAUUAUUACCUGCCGAACACAAGAAGUCCACGUUUACCGAAACGCCAAGUCAAAUGAACUUGCUGCUGGUAUGGAAGAUAAGGUUCAACUUGUCACAUACGCUAUCGGCAUCACUCGAACUCCCGAGGAUGUUAACAACCCAGAGACAAGGGGCUGGAGACUGAUCGAAAUGCAAAAGAGCGGAAGGGAUUACAUAUAAAGCGAACGUUUGACCAUUUACGAUACGUUGCCGACGCUACGAUAUUUAUGUUAUAAUACUGUAUAUUACCGACUAAAAGACGGCAAAUUAGAGGCCGUAGUAGGCGGUUUCACCACACCACUCCGAUAUUGGUAGCCUUGGAUUAAGGCGAGUAAGGCGUUGGAGGGCGGCAUUGUAUGAUAGACAAAAGGUGCAUAUAUGGUAACGCAUGAAAAUUGCGAUGUGCAUUAAGUCUAGGGAAAAAAAUUCCAUGAUACAAUAAUCAAAAAGAAGUAAAACAACAAUGCUCCAUAUUCACUGGUGUCUCGAAUUAGCUUUAAUACAUAACAUAGGAGUCAGCUUCAGAGGGAGUACUGUAGUGUACUCCCUCU
This is a messenger RNA of Hypoxylon trugodes, 2113 nucleotides long. Its product is annotated as Tim44-domain-containing protein. Gene Ontology annotation, molecular function: protein-folding chaperone binding. Gene Ontology annotation, biological process: protein import into mitochondrial matrix. Bases 108 to 1742 code for a protein of 544 amino acids. The record is from RefSeq and is a predicted model, not a curated record. Lineage: Eukaryota; Fungi; Ascomycota; Sordariomycetes; Xylariales; Hypoxylaceae. Gene Ontology annotation, cellular component: mitochondrial inner membrane. The transcript has 2 exons.